GUGUACCUUAGUCCACGCUCCAAUUUUCUCCCUUCCACUUCGUUGAGUCUCUCCAUUGAGCCUGUAUUCUUCUUUAGCCGAAACCUUCAACCCCAGUCCCGUUCUCCUAGCGUGUGGGGAAGACUUCCAUCCCGCAUGAUCACUCGUCUCCAUGCACACGAUCACGGCCCUCGAACGCAGUGUCGUUUUGGGCUAGCUUUUUCUAAUGAUGCUAUUCGUUACCGUUGGCUUGGAUGGAUGGCUAUAAGAGUUGGCGAGACUCCGGUCUGAACGCCUUCUGACAACCGAAAAGCUCCAAGGCGACGAGCACUCAAUCUUUGUUCCCAAUUUAUUGUCUCCAUCCAAUUCAACAUGACGUCCACUUCGGUGACUGGCAAGGCUUCAGCCGAAGUUCGCGACAGCCAUCAUGAGGUUGACCCAGAGUCAAUCCAGACCCCACCUGCAAACACAUCCAGCGGCAUCCUGGAACUUUGGAAAAACAAGCGAAUCUUGGGCUGGUGCCUCCUAAUUUUCAUCCUCCCCAUCAACUUUGGAUAUGAAAUUGCCCUCGUGGGCAACAUCCUCGCUAUACCGUCUUUCCUUGAGCGCUUUGGUAAAGACACACCCAACGGCCGAGAAAUUCCCACCCAAACCCAACAGAUCCUCAACUCGGCCACGUACGGAGGUAUAUUCGUAGCUGCCUUCGCCGCAGGCUUCAUUUCUGACAUCUGGGGUCGCCGGAAGGUCAUCUUUCUUGGGUGUGUCCUCUGCAUCGCGGGAAUCUUGGUCCAGACCUUCGCCCAAUCGAUCAUGAUGAUUUUCGGUGGCAAGCUCAUCAGCACGCUCGGCUUUGGUCUGGGACAUUCUUUGGCCCCCGUGUUCGUGGCCGAGUUUGCUCCUGACAACAUCCGAGGGUUCUGCUUGGUUCUCAUCAACACUAUGAUCGUCAUUGGACAGUGGGCAUGCGCUCUCGUCGGUUAUGGAGGCACUUUUAUCGGAAACGAUUGGGGCUGGCGGAUGCCGAUUCUGACGCAGCUUUUGCCCCCGACGGCGAUGAUUAUUCUUGGCCUCCUUCUGCUACCCGAAUCUCCAUCUUGGCUACUCAUGAAGGGCCGUCGUGAUGAAGCUGCAAAGUCCUUGCAAAAGUUCUUUGGGUCUGAAGUGGAUGUGGAACCUAAACUGGCGGUGAUGGAAGUCACUCUAGCCAAGGAGAAAGAGAUCAACGACGAAGGUUCCACUUAUAUUGAAUGCUUCCAAGGAGUCAAUCGCCGGCGGACUGUUAUCGUUGCAAUGGUUUACCUGGCCCAACAAUUCAGCGGAGCUGGCUUCGUUGCUGGGUAUCUCCCAUAUUUCUUUACUGUGGCCGGAGUGAGCAACCCAGUAGGCAUUGCCCAGGGCGCAUACGCAAUCCAACUAGUAGGCAACAUCAUGUCCUGGUUUGCCAUCGACAAACUUGGCCGUCGGCCUAUGAUCGUGUACGGUUCAAUUGUGUUGACAUCGCUCCUACUCGUCAUCGGCGGUAUCAGCACUUUGGGCAACCAGGCCGCACUCAGUACCAUGGUAGCCCUAAUGUGUAUUUGGGGUCUAUUAUACCAACUCACCCUGGGAGCUGUGGCCUUCGCGAUAGGCGGCGAAACACCGACCCUCCGGCUUCGACAGAAGACGUACUCACUCAACAUUAUGUGCAACACUUCUGCGGCUACUAUGGUGGGCAUGGUGCUCCCAAUUCUCAUUAACCCCGGGCAAGCCAAUCUCGGCGGAAAGGUUGCCUUUGUGUUUUUCGCGGCAUCCCUUCCUUUCGCGGUGUACUUCGUCUUCUGCCUCCCGGAAAUGAAGGGACGCAGUUACCUGGAACUAGAGGAAAUGUUCCAGAAGAAGGUUCCGGCUCGUCAAUUCAAGAACUACCGUGUUGAAAUGGAGUUCAUCCCCGGUGAGGAUGGCGAAAAGGCGGCAGUUAUCUUGAAAGACUAAGAAAACCCAUUGACUGAAUGCAACUAAGCCGCAAAAGCAACCUAUUCUAUCAAGCGGGCUUUUCUAGCAGUCUAGAUUAAACGGUACUAUAUUUUCAAGAUAUUUGCGAUUGGUACAUGUCUAGGGUCUAUGUAGUCUAUCAUUUACCAGUGGUUAGUUGACAGUUGUACAAGUUUCCCACACUCUAUACUAUUCAUUUAGACAGCGUCGAAUGAUCC
Messenger RNA from Ilyonectria robusta, 2168 nucleotides. RefSeq names its product general substrate transporter. Gene Ontology annotation, molecular function: carbohydrate:proton symporter activity. Gene Ontology annotation, cellular component: membrane. Lineage: Eukaryota; Fungi; Ascomycota; Sordariomycetes; Hypocreales; Nectriaceae. Gene Ontology annotation, biological process: carbohydrate transport; transmembrane transport. The transcript has 4 exons. Bases 352 to 1950 code for a protein of 532 amino acids. The record is from RefSeq and is a predicted model, not a curated record.